AUGUCAUAUAAUUCAUUAACAACAAUUGAUAUUGAUAUCACUCAGUUAUUACAUUUGAAAUCUGUUAAUCUUAGAUCAAAUAAAUUAGGUAAUAGUAGUGGUGUUUCUUAUUUUGGUUCAAUGGAUACUUUACAAAAAUUGAAUUUAAAAGAGAAUUAUUUAACAGAAUUACCAAGUACUUUUUAUUUAUUAAAAUUAUCCUCUUUAAAAUUAGAUACUUUUACCCCUCUUUAUCAACAGCAACAACAACAACAAAAUCAACUUCAACGUCCAAUAAUUAAUUCUCAAAGUACUAGUAAUGAAUCAUUAAUUCAUGAAAUUAAUAGGUCAUUUGAAAAUUUAUCAAUGUCUGAACCAGUUUCACCAAGAAUUGCAGCAUUGAAAAAUGAAAAGAAAGGACCACCAAAACCAUUACCAAAAACAAAAGGUUUACAUAGUAGUAGUUCUAAUAUAAAUACAAGUAAUAAUAUAACACCAAUUCUAAUGAGUCCAAUUCAUGAUGGAAAUAAGAAAUCACCAUCAAUUAUUAGUAAUAAUAAUAAUAAUAAUAAUAGUAAUUCAAAUAUAAUUACAAGUAAUGGAACAGUAAUACCACAAUUAGUUUUUAAAAAUGAACCAACAGGAGGAAGAUUAAGAUCAUUUACAUUGGAUGCUGAUCAUAUUAGUCCAGGUAGAGAAUUAGUUUCAACUGGUUCAUCUGAUGAAAUUCUUUAUUUCAAUAGUGAAGGUGGUUGUGAAAAUUCAGAUUCUGACGAACCAAUCCAACCUCUAAGUGCAGGAAGAUCAAGAGCUCAAACUAUUAGUGGAAAACAACCAUCAAUUAUCAAUAAUAAUAAUAAUAAUAAUAGUGGUGGUGGUAGUGGUAAUAAUAAUAAUAGUGGUGGUGGUGGUGGUUCUAGAAAAGCAUUCCAAAAUUUAAUUAAAAGUGCAAAACAAAUUGGUUCAAAUAUAAAGAAUAAAACUCAUCAUAUUAAUGGUCAUUCAAGUAGUAGUCAAUCAAAUUCAACAACAAAUACACCUUCAAUAAGUUCAACACCAUACCCAACAUCAACAAUUAAAACUAAUGUUUCAGAUACAAAUACACCUGUAAAUUAUAAUGGACAACAACAAAUAUCAAAAGUUAUUCAAAGAGUUAGUGGUGAAAUAGAUCCACUUUAUUCAGGUAUUGACUCACCAAGAACAUUGGAAAGAAGAAAUAGUUCAAGAGAUGAUAUUCCAAUUAGUCCACCACAAGGCUGUAUGACACCAAUUAAAAGAUUAGGUUCAGUUGAGGGCGAUGAAAUUUCUGCUAUUUUCUCAUCAUCCACUGAUGCAAAUAUGGAUGUUAGUCAAGACUAUUCUUCAUCAACACCAACUGUUAAUUCAAUGUCUUAUCAAUCUUCAUUUUUAGAUACAUUUGAUAAUCAAUCAACUGUUGGUUCUCCAACUUUCUAUCAAUUACCAGUUUCAUCGCAACCACCUCAACAUCCACCUCCUCCACCACCAAUAAAAGAUAAUAAUCAACCUAAAUUAAAUCAAUCUCAAAAUUUAAUUAAUACAAAUUCAAAUAGUGUUACUACAACCAAUAAUAGUAGUCAAACAACUACAACUACCACCACUACAACAACAAAUAAUAAUAAUGUUUUAAAUUUAGAAAAAUUACAUAAAUUAGAUUUUGCUGAAGAUAUAAAUGGUGAUGAAAGAUGUUCAAAUCCACUUUAUUCAAAAAAGAAAUUAGCAGGCUUAUUAUUCCCAAAUAAACAUCAUCAACCAUCAGCAUUGAAAACUGCAAAAAUAAGAUUUAAGAGUUCAAAGAGAUUAGCUACAACUGUUAAUUCAAAUUCUUCCAAUAAUUUAAUGAUGUCAAAUUCACCUUUGUCAUCGUCAUCAAUGAAUUUAUUACAACAAUCAAAUUCACCACAAUAUAGUGGUACACCAACUUCUGGUUCAUUCCAAAACCAAUCGGUUUUAUCAGCAACAUUAAUGAGUUCACCAUCAAUGUCUGAUGUUUUCAGUGGUGGUAAUUCUCAAGGAGGUGGAUCAUCAUUAUCACAAUCUGGUUCAAUCACACCAGUUGCACCAUUAUCAGCAGUUCAGGGUUCACCAAUUGGAAAUAGUGGUAGUGUUAAUAAUAUUUAUUUGGAGGGUGAUGAUUUCAUUAGAGAUUUAAUGCAAAGUCCAAUCAUUAAUCAAGAAAUUGAAUUUACAUCAGAAGAUGGCGUGCCAAAGGUUAAGAAUAUUACUUUAAAAAUGUUAACCUCUUUAUUAACUCAUGAAAAAGGUCAAAGUAAUGAAUUAAAUGGUAUUUUCUUUGAUACUUAUCUUUUAUUCACAUCAAUUCCAUUAGUAAUCGAACAUUUGGAAUCAAGAUUUUUAAAUGGUAAAAAUCAUAUUGUAAAACAAAAGGUUAUAACAUUUUCACAAAAAUGGGUUGAAGUUUGUUGGUCAGAUUUUAAAGAAGAACAUAUUGAAUUAUUAUUAAAAUUUUUAAAUGAUUGUUCAGAACAAAUUGAAAAAUUAGUAACAGGAUCAUUUGCAUUAAGAACAUCAUUAAAUUUAUUAUUAAAUAUUAUAAAUAUGAAAAGAGAUGGAACUUAUAUCACAGAAGAGGAAGAAACAUUUGAACAACCAGCACCAAUUCCAGAUUUUAUUCAAUUACCAAAUUGUGUUGAUAUAAAUUUAAUGGAUUUAAGACCUCACGAAAUUGCUAGACAAUUAACAAUACUAGAUCAUGAAUUAUUAACUCAAAUUACAAAGCAACAAAUGUUAGAUUAUGCAGUUCAUCAAACAAAUUCACCUUCAAUAGUUAAAGUUACUGAUAGAUUUAAUUAUUUAGUACUUUGGGUUUCAACUGAAAUAGUUUUAAGUUUAACAAUUGAAAAAAGAAUUGAAACAAUAUUUAAAUUUGUUAAUAUUGCAUUGAAUUGUUGGUAUUUAAAAAACUUUAAUAGUGCAAUUGCAAUUAUAGCAGCAAUGAGUAAACCAUCAAUUGAGAAAUUAAAACAAACAUGGGGUUUCAUUAGAAAUACAAAAGCAAAUGCACCAAUUCAAGAGUUAAAAGAAUUAAUUUUACCAACAAAUGUUGCAAGACUUAGAAAGAUUAUGGACUCAGUUGAAGCUCCUUUCAUUCCUUAUUUGGGUGCAUACUUUAGUCAUUCAAUAGCAAUUCAUGCAGGUAAUAAAUCAAUUGUAAAUGAACAAUAUAUUAAUAUGCAAAAAUAUGAUAUGAUGGGGAAAAUCAUUAGAUCAAUUACUGUUGCUCAAGAAAAGAAAUAUAAUUUAACACCAGUUGGUGUAUUACAAAAGUUUUUAACAGAUUCUUUUGUUCUUACAGAGAAACAAUUAUAUUCUGAAGCUUCAAAGAUUGAAGAAAAAGGUGAUUCUUAUAUUACAGAAACAACUAAAUUUGGUUCAAUUUUUAAAAAAAAAGAUAAAUAA
This is a messenger RNA of Dictyostelium discoideum AX4, 3417 nucleotides long. It is a transcript of the gene gefN, whose product is annotated as Ras guanine nucleotide exchange factor. The record is from RefSeq and is a predicted model, not a curated record. Gene Ontology annotation, molecular function: guanyl-nucleotide exchange factor activity. Gene Ontology annotation, biological process: small GTPase-mediated signal transduction. The coding region runs from base 1 to 3417 and encodes 1138 amino acids. The transcript is spliced from 4 exons. Lineage: Eukaryota; Evosea; Eumycetozoa; Dictyosteliales; Dictyosteliaceae.